AUGUCAAUCGCAAAAAAUUCAAUUCCAGAAGAGCUUAGGUCAGAUAGAAAUGUUAGUCCAUACAUUCAUCGAGCAAUUGAAUUGGAGAACGUUGAGCCAAUAAUUAGUUACUUUAAUAAGAUUUAUGUGCUUGAAUAUAUCCUAAACAACAAGAUCCAUACGAGAUCAAAGUCCAAUGAAGAAUUCACCAUCAAGCUCUUAGAUGACACUGAGUCCAUGAAAAAGGAUACAACAGAUGAAGGUCUCCAUACUGUUUUGAAUGAUAAGAACUUAUCUUUUCGUUAUGUUGUGAAGUUUGCCUAUAGCUUAUUCAAUUCAUGUCUCGAAAGUCUAAAGUUCUACAAUGCUGACAACAAAGCUCAGAUGAUCUCUAAAUUCAGAGCUGCAAUGUGUUUCUUGAAUGUACUUGAUGCAUUUGAAAGCUCAAGUGACAGCAUUGACUUUGCGGCGAUUUUUGGACCCAAGAUUAAAGAUUGGAACGAUUUCAAAGCCGUGAACAAAGAGAAACUUAAGGUGUUGAAAUACCAGCUCACAAGAUUAGCGAAGGAUGAAGUACAACUGGAGGAGGGUGUACAAUCCACCAACGCUGAUUUGGAAAGAGAGCUAGAAGAGGAAUUAAACAAACUAAGCACUGACCAGGGUGAUGAAAGAUUUGAGAAAGGUACUACUGAAAGAAUUGAAAGUGAAGAAGAAGAUGAUGACAUCACGCUAGAUGCUAAAGCCACUCCCAAAAACCCUUCUUCAUCGGAUAAUCCAAUCAAAGAUGAUUCCAUUGAAAACGAGUCUCACCAAGUGGACACAUCAAAUGCAGCUACAGCUGUCUAUCGUGGCUUAUCACAAAAUACCUCUGAUCUGAAUCUUGACAACAUUGGUACAGAUGAUAUGAAUCUCCCAGGGGCUCCCCAUUUCACUCCAGACGAAGGAUCAGACUCCGAAGGUGUGAAACUUCCCCAUGCACCGAAAUAUUUACCAACUGACGACUUAGCUGGCAUUAACAAAUCCGGAUCAAUUCAAGUAUUUGCCCCAAAUUCACCUGAGGGCGAUACCAAAUCUGUGACAGAAAGCGCGAAACAAGCAAGUGUAAAAAUGACGCGUCCAGCUCAUCAUGAAAAACCGCUUAGUAAAGAGAAUAUCAAGGAAAUAUUAAAUAGGGAUGAUGUAGUUGUGCAAAUUCAGAAGCACACUAAAUUUGCCAAUUCGGCUUUACAAUUUGAGGAUUUCAAUGAAGCGGAGAACCAACUUUUGAAGGGUUUGGAGUUGCUAAGAGCUUUGAAACGUCAAGAAGAAGAAUAG
Molecule: messenger RNA, 1293 nt
Organism: Lodderomyces parapsilosis
Lineage: Eukaryota; Fungi; Ascomycota; Pichiomycetes; Serinales; Debaryomycetaceae
Exons: 1
Coding region: 1-1293 (430 amino acids)
Biological process (GO): late endosome to vacuole transport via multivesicular body sorting pathway
Cellular component (GO): multivesicular body
Source: RefSeq, a predicted model, not a curated record